AUGGUUUUGAAGUCUACAUCUGCAAAUGAUGUUUCAGUGUAUCAAGUUUCUGGUACGAAUGUUUCGAGAUCGUUGCCUGACUGGAUUGCUAAAAAGCGUAAGAGACAAUUAAAGAAUGAUUUAGAGUAUCAGAAUAGAGUAGAGUUAAUUCAAGAUUUUGAAUUUAGUGAAGCUUCCAAUAAAAUCAAAGUGAGUAAGGACGGACAAUAUUGUAUGGCUACUGGUACGUACAAACCCCAAAUACACGUCUACGACUUUGCAAAUUUAUCACUAAAAUUUGAUAGGCAUACAGACGCUGAAAACGUCGAUUUUGCCAUCCUUUCUGAUGAUUGGACUAAAAGUGUACAUUUACAAAAUGACAGAAGUAUCCAGUUUCAAAACAAAGGUGGUUUACAUUAUACAACAAGAAUUCCUAAAUUUGGGAGAAGUUUAGUUUACAAUAAGGUGAAUUGCGAUUUAUACGUUGGAGCCAGUGGCAAUGAAUUAUAUAGACUGAAUUUAGAAAAGGGCAGAUUUUUAAAUCCAUUCAAGUUAGAUACCGAAGGUGUCAAUUAUGUCUCCAUUAAUGACGUGAAUGGGUUGUUGGCGGCAGGAACGGAAACGAAUGCGGUGGAAUUUUGGGAUCCAAGGUCACGGUCCCGUGUUUCCAAGCUGUAUUUAGAGAACAAUAUUGACAACAGACCAUUUCAAGUUACCACGUGUAGUUUCCGUAAUGACGGUUUGAAUUUUGCCUGUGGUACAUCAAACGGUUAUUCAUAUCUUUAUGACCUACGUACAUCUAAACCUUCCAUGAUUAAGGACCAAGGUUAUGGAUUUGACAUUAAGAAGAUUAUCUGGUUGGAUGAUGUUGGCACAGAAAAUAAAAUUUUGACAUGUGACAAAAGAAUUGCCAAGAUAUGGGAUAGGCUUGAUGGUAAAGCAUAUGCUUCAAUGGAACCCAGCGUUGAUAUUAAUGACAUUGAACACGUUCCAGGUACAGGUAUGUUUUUCACUGCCAAUGAGAGUAUCCCAAUGCACACAUAUUAUAUUCCAAGUUUAGGACCAUCUCCACGUUGGUGCUCAUUCUUGGAUUCCAUCACAGAAGAAUUAGAGGAAAAACCAAGUGACACCGUUUACUCGAAUUACAGAUUCAUUGCUAGAGACGAUGUGAAGAAAUUGAACUUAUCACAUUUAGUGGGAUCCAGUGUACUAAGAGCUUACAUGCAUGGUUUCUUUAUUAAUACUGAACUUUACGAUAAGGUUUCUUUGAUUGCUAAUCCAGAUGCUUACAAAGAUGAAAGAGAAAGAGAAAUCAGACGUAGAAUCGAAAAAGAAAGGGAAUCCAGAAUCAGAAGUUCAGGAGCUGUUCAAAAUCCCAAGGUUAAAGUCAAUAAGACGUUGGUUGAUAAAUUAUCUCAAAAACGUGGUGAUAAAGUUGCAGGGAAAGUUCUUACAGAUGAUCGUUUCAAAGAAAUGUUUGAAAACGAAGAGUUUCAAGUUGACGAAACUGAUUAUGAUUUCAAGCAAUUGAAUCCAGUGAAGUCGCUCAGAGAGACCGAGGAAGGUGCUGCCAAGCGUAUUAGAGCGUUGACUGCUGCCGAAGACUCUGAUGAGGAAAGAAUUGCGAUGAAAAACAGCAGGGGUCACUAUGACUAUGAGGAUGAGGAAGCUGAUGAAGAUGAAGAAUCAGAGGAAGAUACCAAGCAAAAUACGGAUAAGGAGGAAUUAAGCGAGAAAGAUUUGAAGAGAAUAGAGAAGCAAAGGUCAUUAAUCGAACGGAGAAAGAAGGAGAAGGAAGAAAGUGAACGAUUUAUGAACGAAAUGAAAGCAAGUACCGCCCUGGGGACGCAAGGUAGCGAAGGUGCUCACGUCACGUUUGGUGAACAAGUCGGCGAACUACAUGAAGUAGAGAAUGAGAAGAGCUCAAAUGAAUCUAUUUUACGUCGCAAUCACCGCGGUGAAGCUGAACUUACGUUUGUACCUCAAAGAAAAAGCAAAAAGGAUGGAAACAAUAAACCUAGACAUCAUGAUGCCUCAUCAGAUGAAGAAGAAGUCGACGGCGACGGUCAUCAGAGGGGUAACGGUAGGUCAAAGCCCAGGUUCGACAAUAGGAGAAGAGCUAGUAAGAAUGCAUUUCGUGGUAUGUAA
Molecule: messenger RNA, 2127 nt
Organism: Saccharomyces kudriavzevii IFO 1802
Lineage: Eukaryota; Fungi; Ascomycota; Saccharomycetes; Saccharomycetales; Saccharomycetaceae
Gene: ENP2
Product: ribosome biosynthesis protein ENP2
Exons: 1
Coding region: 1-2127 (708 amino acids)
Biological process (GO): maturation of SSU-rRNA from tricistronic rRNA transcript (SSU-rRNA, 5.8S rRNA, LSU-rRNA)
Cellular component (GO): nucleus; small-subunit processome; 90S preribosome
Molecular function (GO): protein binding
Source: RefSeq, a predicted model, not a curated record